Salvelinus sp. IW2-2015 is the source of this 1540-nucleotide messenger RNA. RefSeq names its product MOB kinase activator 3B. NCBI's taxonomy places the organism in Eukaryota, Metazoa, Chordata, Actinopteri, Salmoniformes, Salmonidae. Gene Ontology annotation, cellular component: cytoplasm. The record is from RefSeq and is a predicted model, not a curated record.
UUACAAAUCAUACGUGAAUAUGAUGUGAAAGUAGCAAGAACGAUCUCCUUAGCCAGGCAUGUUGUUGUUUUGGAUAUUAUGGAAAAGCAGAGAACAUGCCAAGAUUCCUGCUUCAACUGGAUACUGAAAGCUUUUAAACCAAAAUUAAAAAGAUGUCCUGAUGCGGCACUCCAAACAGUAAACGUUACCCUCCUGUAUCCCUCUUCCUCAUCUCAACCUGCCGUUGCUGCUUCUCCUCCUGUACUUCCUGCUCCUCCAGAACCGACUAUUGGUACCGUUGGCUCCUCCCUUGGGUCCCGAACCCUCACUCGGCCGGUUGACAAAUCCCCGCUUUUCCCCUCCUCUCUGCUCCCCCGGUCCUCGUCCCUGAACCUCCUCUCCCCCCUCGCCCCAGUCUUAGCCCCACUGGUCCCCGUCCCUGGCAACAUGUCCAUCGCCCUGAAGCAGGUCUUCAACAAGGACAAGACCUUCCGGCCCAAGCGUAAGUUUGAGCCGGGGACGCAGCGCUUCGAGCUGCAUAAGAAGGCCCAGGUGUCGCUGAGCUCCGGGGUUGACCUGAGGGCGGCGGUUGCACUGCCUCACGGGGAGGAUCUGAACGACUGGGUGGCCAUGCACGUAGUGGACUUCUUCAACCGGAUUAACCUCAUCUACGGGACGGUGUGCGAGUUCUGCACGGAGAAGAGUUGUCCGGUCAUGUCCGGUGGUCCUAGGUAUGAGUACCGAUGGCAGGACGAUCACAAGUAUAAGAAACCAACAGCUCUACCUGCUCCCAAGUACAUGAACCUACUGAUGGACUGGAUCGAGGUACAGAUCAACAAUGAGGAUAUCUUCCCCACCAGCAUAGGUAUCCCCUUCCCCAAGAAUUUCAACCCAGAUCUGUAAGAAGAAAUCAUCUGCCGUCUGUUCCGGGUGUUUGUCCACGUCUACAUCCACCAUUUUGACCGUAUGAUCCAGAUGGGAGCUGAGGCCCAUGUUAACACCUGCUACAAGCACUUCUACUACUUCAGCACAGAACUCAACCUCAUAGACGCGCAAGGACUGGAGCCACUGAAAGAUAUGACGUCUGGGAUGUGUCACUGAGGUGUUGUGGCAGAACCACCGGUGCUGCUGAUGGUCUGGCAGGAGGUUACCAUGGCUACGCUGUGGGAGGGGUCCCGUGAGCAGCAGAGUUGCCUCUGAAGCUUUAUGACAUCAUCACUGUGCGUCUUGGUAGCCCGGAGAAGAACCUGUUACCUGCAGAUACGCCUGCCUGGCUGGAUGCGCACUGUAGCGAAGACAGACUACUACUAUUUGUACGAUCAACACUGUAGCAGAGACUACUAGACUCUGCUGUAGUCUGUCAUGUUAAACAACUCUCUCUAUAACACCAGAUCACAGAGGAGGAGCUGAUUAACUGAUGUUUGCAUGAGUUGAUUAUGUUCUAUAUAAGAGUAUGACUACUAGGACCACUUACUGACUGACUGAUUCACUGGCAGGCUGGCAGACUGUUUCACUGGCCAGUUGGAUGACUAACUAAUUAACUGGCUGGCUGACUGAUUAA